CGUAUCCCGUGCUUACGAUAACGAGAGUGGAGCGAGUGAGAUCUGGAUUCAACAGAGUAGUAUAUACUCCCAUCUACAACAAAUAUAUUCAAUGGCUGAUCCUGCUCUACUCCUGCUUGUCUCAUACGGUACGAGCAAUUCGGAAUAAUUGAGCUGUGAAUUACAAAAGUAUCAAAUUAAAAAUGGAAAAUAAUUUAUUAAAUGAUAAUGCAUGUGGUGAUAAAAUGCAAUGGACAGAAAGAAUGACAACAUUACUGUUGUCAGAGGUAAAGGAACAUAAAGAACAGUUAAAUAUACAACCUCAUAAAGUAUUUUGGAAAGAAAUCUGUUCUACAAUUAAUAGUAUUGGCUAUAAUAUAACACUGUAUCAAUGUUAUUCAAAAUGGAAAAGUUUAAAGAGAAAGUAUACCCAAAUAAAGGACAACAACAAUCGGACUGGUGCCUCUAAUCAACGAUGGAUUUAUUUUGAAAUGGUCGAUAGCAUUUUAAAGACAAGACCUGAAAUGGAACCUGUCUCAUUGGCUUCAAGUAUAAGUGGCUUUCGUAUCCGUAAAAUACUUGCUGAAGGUGACAAUACAUCAGUGAUGGAUGAUGCAGAAAAUGACGAAUUUAGAGUAGAAGAGAGAAGAUCUUCAAAUAAUAGAAGUUCAAUUGUCCAAUUCCAAGUGCCACCAGCUUGUAAAAGAUCUAGAGCAGAACCGUAUUGGGCAGAAUAUAUUAAAUAUAUUAAAUACAAUUUUAUAGGUUGUGUGCAAUAAAUAUAUAAUAGAACAUAGAAAAAGCUUUGUCAUAAACGAUGCUUUGUCAAAAACUUUUUUGUUAAGACUGAAGGCAUUAAUUUUUAAGUUUAUUAUUAAGUUUAUUACUAAUGACAUUGACCACAAAUGUCUAAUUUAAAAUUCAAGUAUUGUACACUAUUUAAUUUAAUAUAUUUCAUUUACU
Messenger RNA from Harpegnathos saltator (Jerdon's jumping ant), 942 nucleotides. RefSeq names its product trihelix transcription factor GT-2. The transcript is spliced from 3 exons. The record is from RefSeq and is a predicted model, not a curated record. NCBI's taxonomy places the organism in Eukaryota, Metazoa, Arthropoda, Insecta, Hymenoptera, Formicidae. The coding region runs from base 183 to 758 and encodes 191 amino acids.